Messenger RNA from Nematolebias whitei (Rio pearlfish), 8587 nucleotides. RefSeq names its product histone acetyltransferase p300. The transcript has 31 exons. The coding region runs from base 324 to 8411 and encodes 2695 amino acids. NCBI's taxonomy places the organism in Eukaryota, Metazoa, Chordata, Actinopteri, Cyprinodontiformes, Rivulidae. Gene Ontology annotation, biological process: positive regulation of transcription by RNA polymerase II. The record is from RefSeq and is a predicted model, not a curated record. Gene Ontology annotation, molecular function: protein binding; chromatin DNA binding; transcription coactivator activity. Gene Ontology annotation, cellular component: transcription regulator complex; histone acetyltransferase complex; nucleus.
ACGAGGCGGUCUAAGUUCAGAAAGAAGUAGACGCGCGUGUCUCCCUCUUCUUUACUUUCGCCGACCCCUCCUCCUCCGCUGGCAGAAAUUUAUAAAGAACAAAAAAUCCGCCGAGGGAGGGAGGGGGUUGAUAUACGCCGAGGCUGAAAUCGAGAGGCGAACCCAGGGAAACAGGAGCAAUUUGUACUCGGGACUUUCCCCCUCUUAGCACCCCAAAAGGAGGGGGAAAAGUCGCAGUAUCGUCAACGAAAAGGAAUGACCUUGUAGGGGCGUAAAAAAGUCUGCAACUGUGGAGACUUUAUAUAUUUUUAUUUCGAAAAAAUAUGGCCGAGAACGUUCUGGACUCUGGCCCGCCUUCAGCCAAGAGGCCUAAACUCUCCUCUCCGGCACUUUCCGCCUCCGCCAGUGACGAUUUUGGUUCACUGUUUGACUUGGAACAAGACCUCCCAGAUGAGCUGAUCAUCUCUAAUGAACCAGGCCUGGUCAAUGGCGGGGACCUCAACCAGUUGCAGCUGCACACUAGUUUGGGAGGAGGACCCACCACAGGACUGGGUGCUGGGGGUGGUAAUGGAGCAGCUGGAGGAAUAGGUUUUGGGCUUGGUCCUGGGAGUAUUGGCGGAGGUCAAGAUGCUGUGGCAAAGCAUAAGCAGCUGUCUGAACUUUUGCGAACAGGGCCAACGUCCUCAAGUCAACAAGGGCAUCAGGGACCCAUGGGCAACCCCGGAGGCCCUGCAGCCAUAGGGCAACAUUUGGCAAACAUGAAGGCAUCCUCAGGUCAAGGCCCUCAUCAAAUGAUUAGCCAGGGACAGCAGCAGCACCUCUCCCUCCAGCAGCAGGCAAACAUGAUGCAGCAACAACAGAGUGGAAUAAUGAGUAACAGGGCGAUGAUUGGUGUGCAGCAGAAAGUCAAUAAUGGACAACAGCAGCCUGGGAUGAUUGGAAACCAGGUGAUGAAUGGCUCUCCCAGGAUGGGUUUCAGUAAUCAGGGGAUGGCUGGAGGCAGCAACCUGUUGGCUGACACUCUACAGCAGCAAGGAGCUGGUGGGCAAGUUGGGGCAAGAGGCCAACAACACGGAGCCAUGAACAAGCCUGGAUUGAUGGGGAACCCAGGGCGCCCCUAUGGGAGUUCAUAUGGAGGUCAGGGUAAUCAAGCUCUGGGAGCUGCUGGCCUGGGAUCUCAACUCCAGAACAAAGGUCCCAUGGCCAACAACCUGGCCCAAUUCAGUGUGGACAAGAAGAACCAGCCAGUGCAGGGAAUGAGUGCCAUGGGUACUCAGCAGUCUCAGACAAGUGUGGGUGGUCCUGCAGGAGCACCUGUGGGUUCAGCACAGGAUAUUGUGCCCAGCGCUCAGGCAGCUCUGGUGGGAUACAGUCCUCAAACCUCUGCUGCAUCUGCUGCAACUGGAGCUCCACCAACAGCAGACCCGGAGAAACGCAAGCUUAUCCAGCAGCAACUGGUGCUCCUACUUCAUGCACACAAGUGCCAGCGGCGAGAGCAGGCCAACGGAGAAGUCCGGCAGUGCAACCUGCCCCACUGUCGAACAAUGAAGAAUGUCCUCAACCACAUGACUCACUGCCAGGCGGGCAAGUCCUGCCAAGUGGCUCACUGUGCGUCGUCAAGGCAGAUCAUCUCCCACUGGAAGAACUGCACGAGGCACGACUGUCCAGUUUGCCUCCCACUAAAGAAUGCAGGGGACAAGAGGAACCCGCAGUCUUUGCUUGGUGGGGCCACUGCAGGACUUGGAAGUUCACUUGCAGCAGUACCUGGCAGCCAGUCAAGUGCUCCCAACCUCAACCCCCCAAGCCAGAUUGACCCCAGCUCAAUAGAAAGAGCCUAUGCUGCCCUGGGGCUCACCUACCAGGGGAACCAGAUUCAGACCCAGACUGCCCAGCCCAACAUUCCCAACCAGGGGGGGCAGGCUGGCAUGAGGCCUCUGAACCCAAUAGGUGUGAAUCCUAUGGGAGUCAAUGGAGGUGUGGGUGCUGCCCAUCAAAACCAACAAGCCAGUUUGCUGCAGGACACCAUGAUGCAUCUUAAUGUGAACAACCAAAGUCUCAUGAAUGAUGCUGGUGGGGUUGGGUCCAUGCCCAUAGCAGCCCCUCCCUCUGCCACAGGCAAGAAGAAACUCUGGCACGAGGACAUUACACAAGAUCUUCGAAAUCACUUGGUGCACAAGCUUGUUCAGGCCAUCUUUCCUACUCCGGAUCCUGCUGCUCUCAAGGACCGUCGAAUGGAGAACCUGGUGGCCUAUGCCCGAAAAGUUGAAGGAGACAUGUACGAGUCGGCCAGCAGCAGAGCUGAGUAUUAUCACUUGCUAGCAGAAAAGAUUUAUAAGAUCCAGAAAGAACUGGAGGAAAAAAGAAGAACCCGGAUGCAGAGACAGGGUCUGAAUCUGGGGCCGACUGGCAUGGGUCAGCCCCCAGCUGGACUGCUUCCAAAUGGUCCACUCCCUGAUCCAUCCACGGUGCGGCCGCCUGGAGCUAAUCAGAUGGUAAACAGGAUGCAGGGCCCAGGGAUGAACCAGUUCAAUCAGAUGGGGAUGCAGUCUAUGGCUCAGAGGUCCACGCCUCCUCUCCCUAUGGGUGCACCUUCCAACCAGAUUGGAAUAGUUGGACCCAGAGUGGGACAGCCCAGUGUCAGCCAGCUACAGAACCAGUAUCUUUCACAUGGUCAGUUCCCUGGUUCAGGAGUUGGAGCAGCUCAGCCUGGGAUGGCCUUGCCUGGAGCUCAGGGAGGCAUAACACAGACACAGAUGGGGACUUCUCCUCUCCCAAUUGGUAGUCCUUUAGCUCAGCCAGGUUCAAAUAGUGGUCCCACUGGGGUCUCCACAGGGGGCCUCUUGGUUCCCCAACGUGUGGGUGGUGGAGGUCUCAACUCAUCUGUUGGUGCCCCUGCUUCCUCUGUGACUCCAUCUAACCAAAACCAACAAGCCAACUCCAUUCCCAAUUUGGGACCCAUGCGGGGUUCAUGCAGCUCACCCUCCCCAGCACACAGCCGAUCCCCCACUCCACAUCAAACGCCUCCAAGACUACCCAGGUCUCAAACGCCACAACCACAUACCCCUAGUGCACCACAAUUGGCCCAACCCUUAUCGCUUCAGCAGAACCAGCUUAGCCAGAGCCCCGGCUCUAACAAGCCCUUCCAGCAGCAACACAUUGGUCCCACUGCUCCCACCACUCCAUCUCACCCUGGACUGACCUCCAGCUCAACUCCAUAUUGUGGGCAGAUGCCACGCACUCCGUUGUCCCAGAAGGGCUCAUUCCCAGCAGACAGUCAGGCCCCGACUCCAGCCUCCGUCAACAGUCUGGACACUUUGUCUCAGCAGCCACAGUCAAACAACUCAGCUGCUAACCAGGAGCCUAAAGUGGAAGUCAAGCACCAGGAUGAGGAGGAGGAGGUUGAUGCUGGCAGCUGCUCCAAAGGAGGGAAGCUCAGCAACCACAAAACGGAGGAGAAGCCUAUGAAAUUAGAAUUGAAGAAGGAAAAGUGCUUUGAAGAAGGAGGUAAAGGAGUUCCUAUGGAUACUUCAACACCUACUUCAACAUCAGAAUUAAAAACUGAGGACAGGAAACCAGAAGUGAAAAAAGAGGUGAAAGAGGAAGAGGAGAGUUCGGAGGGAGCUGUUCCACAGGCUUCUGCAAAAAAGAAAAUCUUCAAGCCGGAGGAGCUGCGUCAGUCUCUCAUGCCAACACUAGAGUCUCUCUACAGACAAGACCCAGAGUCUCUACCCUUCAGGAUGCCUGUUGACCCACAGCUGCUCUGCAUUCCUGACUACUUUGACAUCGUGAAGAACCCAAUGGACUUAUCAACAAUCAAACGAAAGCUGGAUACAGGUCAGUACCAAGACCCAUGGCAGUAUGUUGAUGACAUCUGGCUGAUGUUCAACAAUGCUUGGCUGUACAAUCGUAAAACAUCACGCGUCUACAAGUUCUGCUCCAAACUUGCUGAAGUGUUUGAGCAGGAGAUUGACCCUGUGAUGCAGAGCCUUGGCUACUGUUGUGGGAGAAAGUUGGAGUUCUCUCCUCAGACUCUGUGCUGCUAUGGAAAGCAACUGUGCACUAUUCCCAGAGAUGCCGUGUACUUCAGUUACCAGAACAGGUACCACUACUGUGAGAAGUGUUUCAAUGAGAUCCAGGGAGAGACCAUUUCCCUGGGCGAUGACCCUACCCAGCCACAGACGUCAAUUAACAAGGAUCAGUUUGAGAAGAAGAAGAACGACACACUUGACCCUGAGUUGUUUGCUGAAUGUAUGGACUGCGGGCGCAGGAUGCAUCAGAUCUGUGUUUUGCACAAUGAUACCAUCUGGCCAUCAGGUUUUGUAUGUGAUGGCUGCUUAAAGAAGGCAAAUAGGACAAGGAAGGAGAACAAGUAUUCUGCCAAACGGUUGCCCCAGACUAAGUUGGGCUGUUUUCUGGAGACGAGGGUGAACGACUUCUUGAAGCGUCAGGCCAAUCCAGAAUCUGGGGAGGUCUUCAUUCGAGUUGUGCAUGUCUCUGAUAAAGUGGUGGAAGUCAAACCAGGCAUGAAGUCCAGAUUUGUGGACAGUGGCGAGAUGUCAGAAUCUUUCCCAUACAGAACAAAAGCCCUGUUUGCGUUUGAAGACAUUGAUGGUGUUGACGUCUGCUUCUUUGGUAUGCAUGUUCAGGAGUAUGGAUCUGACUGCCCACAGCCCAACCAGAGGCGAGUUUACAUUUCCUACCUGGACAGCAUCCACUUCUUUCGUCCUCGCGCUUUAAGAACAGCAGUUUACCAUGAAAUCCUCAUCGGAUACUUGGAGUAUGUCAAGAAAUUAGGUUACACCACUGGACACAUCUGGGCCUGCCCACCUAGUGAGGGUGAUGACUACAUCUUCCACUGCCACCCGGUAGAUCAGAAAAUCCCAAAGCCCAAACGUCUUCAGGAGUGGUACAAGAAGAUGUUGGACAAAGCUGUGGCAGAGAGGAUAGUCCACGACUACAAGGAUAUCUUCAAGCAAGCGACGGAGGAUCGUUUAACCAGUGCCAAGGAGUUGCCUUACUUUGAGGGCGACUUCUGGCCCAAUGUGCUGGAGGAGAGCAUUAAAGAGCUCGAGCAAGAGGAGGAGGAGAGGAAAAGGGAGGAGAACAGCACUUCCAAUGAGAGUAUUGACGACACAAAAAGUGACAGCAAAAAUGCAAAGAAGAAGAACAACAAAAAGACGAGUAAGAACAAGAGCAGCUUGAGCCGAUCUAAUAAGAAGAAGCCGGGGAUGCCCAACGUCUCCAAUGACCUUUCACAAAAACUUUAUGCUACCAUGGAAAAACACAAAGAGGUGUUCUUUGUGAUCCGGCUUAUAGCUGGCCCCAUGGCAAACACCUUGCCCCCCAUUGUAGACCCAGAUCCCCUGAUGGCAUGUGACCUUAUGGAUGGCCGCGAUGCUUUCCUCACACUAGCCCGAGAUAAACAUCUGGAGUUCAGUUCACUAAGAAGGGCUAUGUGGAGCUCCACGUGCAUGCUGGUGGAGCUGCAUAACCAAAGUCAGGAUCGUUUCGUUUACACUUGCAAUGAAUGCAAGCACCACGUGGAGACUCGCUUCCACUGUACCGUUUGUGAGGAUUAUGACCUCUGCAUCACAUGCUACAACACUAAAGGCCAUGAGCAUAAGAUGGAGAAGCUUGGCCUUGGCUUGGAUGAUGAAAAUAGCAACCAGGCUACUGCAACCACUCAGAGCCCAGGGGAUUCACGCCGUCUCAGCAUCCAGCGCUGCAUCCAGUCUCUUGUCCACGCGUGCCAGUGUCGAAAUGCAAACUGUUCCUUGCCGUCUUGCCAGAAGAUGAAACGUGUUGUUCAACAUACGAAAGGCUGCAAGAGAAAAACCAACGGUGGCUGUCCCAUCUGCAAGCAGCUCAUCGCUCUGUGCUGUUACCAUGCUAAGCACUGUCAGGAGAACAAGUGUCCGGUUCCGUUCUGCCUGAACAUCAAGCACAAGCUCCGGCAGCAGCAGCUGCAGCACCGGUUGCAGCAGGCCCAGAUGCUUCGGAGGAGAAUGGCCAGCAUGCAGAGAGUAGGCCAGCCCGCUCCAGGAGGACCACCUGGAGGAAAUGGCCUCCCCUCCCCAGGAGGCAACGGAGCCACUGGUCCAUCCACCCCCACAUCUUCUGGUACGCAACCCCCCACCCCACAGACACCUACCCAGGGUAACAUGUCGGCCCUUUCUCAGCUGCAGGGAGUAGGGAUGGGUGGAAUGGGAACUCCAGGCCAGCAGCAGCAGGUUCAGCAGCAAACUGGUCCUGUUCCCCCCCAACACCAUCUUCAUCAGUCUGUGGUUGGAUCGGGGAUGAUGGGUUCUCCUCAGCAUCAGAUGGUGUCCCCCCUCCAGCAGCAGGCUCCCAAUGUCCAGCAGCACCAGCAACUUCCUGGUGGUCUGCCUCCUUACAAUCACAGACCACCUGGAGCAUCUCCUCCCUACCACUCACUGGGAAAACCUGGUCUGGGUCCAGCCACGCCGCCCCACCAACAGCCUAACCAGGGACAGACUUCCAUGUCUGCACUGGGCCAGCAGCAAGGGCCCCCACCAGCUGCUGUGGAGACAGCCCUGCAGAUCCAACGCCUGGCAGAGACUCAAGCACAGAGGCGUUGCUUGGGACAGGGUGGUAUGAUGCCCCCACAUUCUCACCAUCAGAGCAGCCAACCUCAGAUAGGACUGCCCCACGUUGGGCCCCAGGGCAUGCCCCCCCAGGCUCAGGCUGUUGGAAGGACUCUUUUGGACUCUCAGCAACAGGGAUUACUGGGAAUGCAGCAGGGUGGCCCUCAGUCCCAGCUGCCCCCUCAGGUUCAGCAGCAACUUCAGCCGGUGAACGGGGGUCCGCUGCAGCCAACAAAUCAACAGUGGGGGGCCGGGGGUCCAACCAUGAACCCACAGCAAAGGACAGGGUUGGUGGGUCCCAUAGCCCCACAGCAGCAGCCAGCAGUUGCCCAACAGCAACAACCAAUGAAUCCUCAACAGGUGCAACCAGGACCACGUGGGUUAAUGCAAGCCUUGGGGGUGUCAGUGGGGGCAACGGGGGCAGCAGGAUCAGGAAAUUUACCCCAGGGGGCGUUACAGGAGCUGCUGCGAACACUGCGCUCUCCAAGCUCACCUCUACAGCAGGAACAAGUCCUGAACAUUCUGCGCUCCAAUCCCACCCUCAUGGCUGCGUUCAUCCGGCAGAGAGCUGCCAGGUAUCAGGGGGGUCCUAGAGGACCCCCGCCUACAGGACCUGGAGGUGUGCGUUUUCCAGGAGCUUCUGGAGGGUUACCUGGCAUGGGGGGGCCUGGAGCCAAUCAGCUCACCAAUGUUGACGGUCAGCAGCAGGUUAACGUAAACCCCGCGGUUCAGCCGGGGAUGAGUCUAGGUCAGGGGGGAGGAGGGGGAGGAAACAUGGCCACCAUGGCUCAGCUGCAGCAGCUGCAACAGCUGCAGCAACGUCCCAUGUUGCCUGUGAAUCUUCAGCAGCAGCAAAUGGCUGCGUUGCAGCAACAGCAACAGGGAGCGAUGCAGAUGGGGCAACAAAGCAACAUGAGUCCGCAACUCCGAGAGCUGUUUCUGAGGCGACACCUGCCCCCACAGCAGGUGGGGGUUCACGGGCAGUUCCAGCAGCAGCAGCAGGGACAGCAGAGCUUCUUGCAGCCAGGCCAAGGACAGCCGGGGAUACCCGCCCCCUCCCAACCUGCAGGAGGAGCUCAACAGCAGCGAGGAGGACCACAGGGGGGGGUGGGACAGAUUGGUCAGCAGCAAGGAUACCCUAACUCCAUGCAGCAAGUAGCUGCAGCACUUCAGCAGAGGUUCCCACAUCCACUGGGGGGUCAUCAGGGACCAGAUGCAGGAGGUGGUGCUGGAGGAGCCCAACUCCAGCCUGGCCCAGGUGGACCAGGGUCUGUGCAACAGCAAGGUGGGGGUGUUGGUGGGCCCCCCAUGCCACAGCCGUCUCCAAGUAUGGUUCACCAGAACAUCCAUCAGAGACUUCUACAUCAGCAGCACCUCGGGGGGGGCUCUCCCGCCCAUCACAAUAGUCCUAUGAGUCCCCAACAACAGAUGGCUCAGUCCCCCCACCUCCAAGGACAAGGAGGACUGGGUCCAGGGGGGUCGUUGGGCAGGUCUCCCCAGCCCUCCCCAAGGCCACAGUCGCAGCCCCCGCACUCCAGUCCGUCCCCACGCAUGCAGCCCCAGCCCUCCCCUCAUCGCAUUUCCCCACAGACCCAAACUGGAUCACCACACACAGGCCACCUGGGUCAGCACCACCCCUCGAUGGUCCCCCCCCAGCCCCCAGCAGCCCAGCAGCAGCAAGCAGUUACGUCUGUAGACCCCAGUCCGUUCAGCUCCGACCAGAACUCUAUCAUGUCCCAGCUGAGCGGGAUGACUGGGAUGCAUGCAGGACAGGGGGGCCAGUCGGACAUGUUGGGGGACGAGUAACAGCGGGGGGGGGGACCCGACUUUUACAAGUUAUUUUUACUGAAAGCUUUUAGUGAUGUCACAGACUGAUCUUCAUCAUUGCAGUCAGUGAAUUCACACCAUGGUAAGUUAUUACUGGGAAUAUAUACUUUAUAUAUUUUUGCCAAUUGUACAAAAAGGCAGAAGGGCAGCGUUUU